AUGAGGUCAGGAACAUACAUUACCUUAUGUGCAGCAGCAAUUCUGGUGAUGGUGUUUGCCGGAUCGCAGGUGGCUACGGCGGUGACAUGCAUGGUGACGGAGUUGGCGCCGUGUGCCGCUGCCUUCUCGUCAUCCUCGCCACCAUCUCAGCAGUGCUGCACAAAGCUGAAAGAGCAGAGGCCAUGCUUAUGUCAGUACAUGAAGAACCCUAGUCUCAAGAGUUACGUUGUUUCUCCUAACGCCCAGAAGGUUGCCACCUCUUGUGGGCUUUCCACUCCCAAGUGUUAA
This is a messenger RNA of Lactuca virosa, 288 nucleotides long. Lineage: Eukaryota; Viridiplantae; Streptophyta; Magnoliopsida; Asterales; Asteraceae. The record is from the annotation of a GenBank genome assembly.